Molecule: messenger RNA, 1380 nt
Organism: Rhizophagus irregularis DAOM 181602=DAOM 197198
Lineage: Eukaryota; Fungi; Glomeromycota; Glomeromycetes; Glomerales; Glomeraceae
Cellular component (GO): cytoplasm
Molecular function (GO): exopolyphosphatase activity
Source: RefSeq, a predicted model, not a curated record
GCGGUUAAUAUAUUGCUUAGAAGUUUAAUCAACAUUUAUUUAUCUUCAGAUUUAAAAUUUUUGCGUUCACGUGCACUUUAGUACUUAAUUAUUGAUUGGUUUGAUCAAAGUUUUGAGCGAAUAUUUCCCAAAAAAUGUUUGAAUUUGUUAAAAAAUUUUCAUUAUUAAUUAAUAAGUUAAAUAAUGAAGUUAUAGUCACUCAACAAAGGAAGAAACUUUAUUUUGUGCUUGGAAAUGAAUCUGCUGAUUUGGAUUCGAUUAUAUCGUCGAUAGCAUAUGCAUGUCUAAGUCAACAAUUAAUUUCUCCUGAUGAAUUGAACUCGUUAUCUACUUCAUCCUUCCUUAUAUAUUUUCCAAUCAUUCAAAUUCCAAAAUCAGAUUUUUCAUUACGUCCAGAAUGUUCUUACGUAUUUAGCGAAUGUGAGUUUACUGAAUCUGACAUAUCUCAACUACUUUUCUUAGAUGAUAUAUUACCUCACUUGGACAAAUUAUCUUCCAAUUAUGAUGUAAACCUGAUUUUAGUGGACCAUAAUAAAUUAAUUUCUCCUUGGAGUGAGAAAUUUAAUGAUAAAAUAGACACAAUCUUGGAUCAUCAUCAAGACGAAAGAUUAUAUCUCAACAUCAAGUGUCGUCAAAUUGAAUUUGUCGGAUCUGCUACUUCGCUAGUUGUAUUACAUUUUAAAGACGUUUGGAAGAAAAAAAUUUCCCGAGAUGAUUUUAGAUUAGCCAAACUGUUAUUAGCUCCAAUUUUAGUAGACACUAUAUUAUUAGACGUGUCAAAAGAAAGAACAUCAAACAAAGAUAAAGAGGCAGUUCAAUUUUUAUUAGAUAUUUUAAACAUACCUAAGUCUGAUCAAGAUUUCUAUACAAGUAAUUACUUUAAUGCAAUUCAAUCUGCUAAAUUCAAUAUUUCUCAUUUGUCAAAUAUUGACCUGCUGCGUAAAGAUUAUAAGGAGUGGAAUUUAAAUAAUUUUAAUAUUGGUAUAAGUAGUGUAAAUUGGUCUUUAGAGGGUUGGAUUCAACGUGAAGAUGACAAUAUUGAUAAACUAAUUGAUUCAUUUAAAUAUUUUAAAGACGAAAAAAAAUUGGAUAUAUUUAUUAUCAUGUUGGCAUAUAACCAUAAAAAUAAAGGAUUUCAACGGGAAUUUGUUUUUCUUUCUAACAAAAACAAAUUCAUUUAUGAAGAAUUUCUUCAACAAUUAGAAGUUAAACUCUCAUUGAAACCUUUAUUUUCAAAUAUGGAUUACAUCCGAUUUUAUCACCAAGAACGUAUAAAUUAUUCAAGAAAGCAAAUUUAUAUAUCAAUAAAAGAUUUACUUCAACAAUAUCCCAUUAAUAAAAUUUAAAUAAGAUGUAUUUCUUUACUAUAUUUUAAUUAUU